AUGCCGUCCAAGGCAGCGCGUACCCACCUCCAGAUUCGCGUGCCCCUCAGUUUGGUUACCCUGAUAAGCCCGACUCAAAACAUCACCAUCCGCCCCCGCCGCCCCCCCACGAUCGCCAUGCAUCCCGACCACCUCAGGAAUAUAAUUUUGUUCUCUUCAACAAACCAGUUCAACCGUGGUGAUAAAUUCGCCAAUCGGAAUAGUAAACGCUCACAUUCCAGUGCAUUUGAGGAGCAUGAAUCGAGCGAGGAGGAAGAUGACGUCGAUGAGGAGACCAAGCUUUCACAAACGGUUUCCACUGGCGAGCUUAAAUUUACCUAUAAAGGGCAAACCUCCACCUUACAAACACCAACAGAUAUUGCUACCUGGAUCGAGGAACGGAAAAAGAGAUAUCCAACCAGAGCAAGGGUUGAGGAACGUCUGCGGGAAGCUGAAGCGAAGAAACAGGCUGCGAAGGAGACCAGAGAGGCGAAGAGGGCCAAAGAGAAUGCUACAAGACAACAGAAGAAUAUGGAUCAGGAAGAAGCAGGAAGGCCUCUGAAAGAAGCUAGAAUGAAAAAGGACAAAUAUAAAUCGGACAAGAUAGCUCUGAAGGAAGAACAGAAACAGCCACUCGACCCUGCAGAUGCAGCGGCUAAAGCGAAACUGAAGGCAGAGAAACUUCGACGGAAGCUCAUUAAAGAAGAAAAGAGAGUAGCUAGGGCGGAAGCAGAUGCGGAGAAAGCUAGGCUGCGUGCCGAAGCGUCUAAGGCACAUACUAAUGGGGUGCUUGAUGGAGAGGCAAAACCGCCCGUUACCCCAACUUCCGCGGCGGAAUAUGCACCUUCAUCUGCAAGCUGUGAUACCUCCAAGCCAGCACUAACAGAAAUAGAAGAUACCCAGCCAGAUGAUCAAAUAGACGCUGGGGGUCCGCAACAGGAACAGCCAGAACAGCCAACUUCACACCUUGAAAGCAUUAUCCAUACAGACGAAGUCCAAGCUGCGAUUACUGGACCUGCAACGAUUCUCACCCAACAAGAAACCCCCAAUACCAUGGAACAUACCCCGCAUGUGAAUGGAAAUGCCCCACCCACAGCUGUCACUGGGAAUGGCCUAUCCGAUGAGCUCGACAGCCUUUCAUCAUUCUCAGAUAAUGACUCUGAACUCGAUGAUGAAACAUCGUCCAGCGGCUCAGAUUUCCUCAGAAGAAGAAAGGCGACACUAGCUUCCUCGGAACCUCGAGCAAGGCUACAUCCCCGGCGAGAGCACGACGGUCUUCCCACCGCCGACACCCAAAACGCUGUGUCGUCAUUUGCUAAACGGGCUAUGCAGCGAGGAAACAGCCGUGAGAAGGAGGAAGAGGAUCGGACAGUGAUGCAGGCAAUAUCCUGGCUGGGCCAGCGGGGUGUUUUAGCCGAGUCGGCGACUGAUGCGGCACAAGACAUUCAUGAAGAACCAUCAACCACUUGA
Histoplasma mississippiense is the source of this 1449-nucleotide messenger RNA. RefSeq lists its product with no specific name. The record is from RefSeq and is a predicted model, not a curated record. NCBI's taxonomy places the organism in Eukaryota, Fungi, Ascomycota, Eurotiomycetes, Onygenales, Ajellomycetaceae. Bases 1 to 1449 code for a protein of 482 amino acids. The transcript is spliced from 3 exons.